Molecule: messenger RNA, 4713 nt
Organism: Ectocarpus sp. CCAP 1310/34
Lineage: Eukaryota; Phaeophyceae; Ectocarpales; Ectocarpaceae
Source: the annotation of a GenBank genome assembly
UUGUUGCAGCCUGCACGAGCUCUAAGCGCGCACGAGAUGGGAGAGAGACGCGUGAAUCCGCCAUUGGACGAUGACGGGUACGAAAGUGUGGAGAGCAUGGAUUCUGAGGAUGAGUUUGACGAUAGCCAAUACGGCACGAUGGCCAGGUUCGUUCCGACAUUGGUGCUGGAGAGGCUCCGAGCUGUCGGGCAAGCUGCUGCCGUGCCCAAAAAGUCGAUCUUGGAAGGCGUGGACGCAGCGGUAGCGGCGGACGACGCAGUGGAAAGCAUCAGCUCGCCGAAGGCGCACGAGCUUGACGCUGCCGUGAUGGUGGUGGAUGUCUCGGGGUUCUCGAGCAUGUGCGAACGCUUCGCGCAAGGUUUUGUGCCCGACGGUGGCUGGAGGCAAAGGAUGAAGGGCAUCCCGUUCCUGAACGUCGCCGGGGGAAGAGGCGUGGGCGCGCGCGGCGGCGACGGGAGCCGUGUCGUCGGCGUCCGCCGCAGCGGAGCCUCCCACGCCAGCGUGAUAACGUCCCUCUACCGCCUGUCCAACGACAAGGAGACCAAGGGCUUUGGGGCAGAGGGCGUGCGAGAUGCCCUCAACUUGACCCUCAGCGCGCUGAUCUCGACGGUGGAGAUGCACGGAGGAGACGUCCUCCGGAUAGCGGGGGACGCGCUGAUCGUCUUGUUCCACCAGGGCGAGGCUGGAGUCUCGCACUUCGAGCUUGCCGACCUCUGCUUGGCGUGCACGCGGUGUGGGUGGCAUUGCGCCGCAUCGGUCGGGACUGAGGCGGGCAACGGCAGCGGCGGCGGCGGCGGCGGCGGCGGCGGCGGCGGAGGGCUUUCCGUGCACGUAGGGAUCGGCUGCGGGCGGGUCAGCUGCUUUCACGUCGGAAGCGACCGGCUGGGGUGGCAGCUGGUCGUUAGCGGUGGGCUCUUCGAGAACCAGGUUGCCAAGGCGCUAGACGCCUCCGGUGCCGGGGAGGUGGUCGUCUCCGACCAGGUGUGGCAGCACCUGGCGGGGACCGGCUGGGGUUCCAGCCCGGUACAAGGGAAAGUCGGAUCCUCAUACCCUCACGGGUUACGCCUGCUCCAUUGGACACCCGGGUCUGGCCUAGGAGGGCCCGAAGCGGGCUGCUGGGACGACGACAUCGACAGUAGCAGCAGCAGUAGAGCCGCUGCCGGGCGCGGAGGAGGGGGCGCGGCUUCGAUGGCCCCUGCUCAUGGCGGGGCAGGAGUGCUGGCAGGAGACGGGGGCGUCAGCAGCAUCAGCAGCAGCAAGGGGGCUUCUGAUUCUCCACCCCUGGUGCCCCCCCCCCACAAGAUGGCGGUACCGCGGAGGUCUUCGUAUUCGGCGGCGGCGGCGGGAGGCGGGAGAGGCAUCCCAGGACCUUUGCACGGAAGAUCGGUGUCGUUGGAUCAUCCUGCAUCCGGUGCAGCGGGAGGGAGCGUCACUGCCGGCGGAAGGCGGUUAUCCCUCCUGGAGGAGGUGGAGACGGGGGUGAUGACCAUGCUCUCAAAGGAAGUCGGCCGGGCUCUGAGGGGCUACUGUCCGCAGUCAAUCAGGGAAGGGUUGGUGGCGGAGAGGCUCGGCCUCCUGGCAGAGCUUCAGAGGGUGGCCGUUCUCUUCGUCGGCCUCUCCUUCGAAGGCGUUGACAGCAGCAUCAGCAAGUCACCCAAAAUGCCGCAACCCACUGGAAACCCCGGGAGAAUACACAGGGAUUCGACGCGCCCCUCACCCGGGGGGAGUUCCAUCGCCCUCCUGGCAGGCCCGGGGUUAGGGGAUGCGGCUGCGGCGGCGGCGGAUGGGAGCAGUCCGAUGGAAACAGGUCAUGGAUGGGCGGGGGCGGCGGGGUAUGAUGCCGGCCCGAAGGAGAAGGAGAAGGAGAAGGAGAAGGAGAAGGAGAGCGAUCGCGGCAAGGGUAGUGCGGCGGUGGCGGAGACGGCGAGUCGACCGGCUGUGUUGUCGCUUGAGCUGCUGCAGGGGAGCUUCUCGCUCCUCCAGAGCAUCGUGGCGAGCCACAGGGGCGUGAUCAAGGAGCUUUCCGUCGACGACAAGGGCACCGUUUUGAUAGCGGGGUUUGGCUUGUCUCCGCAAGUGGGGCAUCUUCCCGCCGCCCGUGCAACCCUCUGCGCGAUGGAAUGCACGGACAGGCUGCGGGCCAGGGGGCUCGCGCGGUGCCACGCGGGGGUGGCCACCGGGCCGGUGUUCUGCGGCUCUCUCGGCUCUGAAGACAGGCGGGAGUUCGCGAUGAUCUCGGAGACGGUUAACUUGGCACAGCGACUCAUGAGCGCCAGGAAGAGCCGGCGGCUUCGGCCUAAGACCCAGGCGGGCAUGACCAGCAACAGCACCACCGGGAGCAGCACCGUCACCUGGCCGUCGCCGAAGGACCAGAAAGGGAGCGUCAGAGGUAGCGCUAACGUCAAGACGGCUGUAGACGGCGGGAGCGUCGGCAGCCCUGCCGCCGCGGUGGCGGCAAGAAGAAUACCUGGAAAUAGGCCAGACUCGGCGCUACAGAGGGGGGAACAGCAAGAGAUGGACGCCGGCUUUACUCUGACGCCGUUGGCGACACCAACCUCGCAACGGAAGAAGCUAGGGGGGGAGGGGGGCACGGGGGAGGACUUGUGGGAGGGAUCGUUCAAUAGGUGGGUCGUGCUUGAAGCGGAGACUCUUACAGAGGCGAGGAAAACGGACCAGCUGGCAUUCUUGGAGCUCGAGGCUAUCAAGGUUAAAGGGAAGACUUCCAAGGUGGACGUGUUCGCGCCCAGCCUCGCCGACGACGUUGCCGCUGCCCUUGCGGCGCUGUGUUCCAAAACCGCGGUGGCAGAUAUCUCGGGCCAUCUGAGAGACGCUUCGCACGGCGGCAGUACAAGCACAACGCCGGACCCCGUCCUGGGCAGCAUGCGCGGGGCACCCGCUCCCGCCCCUCCGGGAGUGAUUCUGGGACGCGUCGGCGGGCGCGGUGGCAGAAUACCCCCGCCGCCGCCGCCGCUGCCCCGUCAUCGCACUAUCGAUCCCCCCGCAGGUGAUGGGUCAGAGGCACUGGUUGGUGCUGGUGCGGUGUUCGGCGGAACCCUUCUCCGGAACGAUUCGUCGCUGGACGACUCGAAACGCUACCGACUGGAAACCCCGGGGCGGGGAACAUUCUGGGAAGAGGACGUGUUUUCGGAAUCCGGCGGCGACGGCGGCGGUGGUAGCAGAAUCGGGGAGGACCCACUCCCGGCCGCGGCCGCGAAACGCUUCGCCUCGUGGCAGAAUCUCCGAAGCUUGCCGGGAGGAGGAGCGACAGCGGAAGACGCUAGAGGCGUUUCGCCGGUCGGGGCGGCGGAGAACGUGGGUCCCCGGGGCGUCGGCGUCGGCGUCGGCGUCGGCGUCGGCGUCGGCGGUGGCGGUGGCCUGGGUAGUGAGAGGGGCGGGGACGUGUUGAGCCGGGAGGCGUUCGAGGCUCUGCUGCCGUGCAUCUUCCAUGCCGAUGCCGUCCAUGACGAGGUGUCUCAUAUCCUGUGGGCACGGACGAGGGGGCGAGUGUCCUACCUGGCGGACCUCUGCCGGAGUCUCACUGGGACCUCGAGAGGGGCCGCCGCCGCCGGUAGCGGCAGCAGUGGCGGCACGAGCUUCGGCGAGGUGGGGGAGGACGGUACCUGGAGGCUGAGGUUGAACGAGUUCGCCCAUGUCUUGAAGCUGGCGUCAAGAGUGCCGGCUGGGGUGGAGGGGGCCCUGCAGAGGAGACUGGACGAGCUGCCCUACACCGCCAGACAGGUGGUGCUUCGAGUGGUAUGCGUCACGGUCGUCGCGGGUGUCGGCGAGAUGGACCUCCUGCUUCACCUACUGACCAACGUCGCCCCUUUCAAAGAGUACUGGAAGGCCGUGGUGUCCCAACACGAGAGCGGAGAGGCGCCCACACGGCGCCGCAGCAGCCGCUUCCGUCGCCGAACAGGCACGCCCCCCCGGCGGUCCUUGACCUUGUCUCCUGUCAACACCUCUCCCAGCGUCGCCAGGACCCCGGCCACCGACGCCGCCAGCACUCUGGCGUCGGCGGUUGCUAGGGGAGCCAUCGAACGCCGCGAUAUCCUCCGCGGUGGCGGCGGCGGCGGCGGCGGCGGCGGCAGCGGGAUGGCACACGCCGAUGCGGAAGCAGCACCACCUACGGCAGAAAUUUCGACGAGACAGUCACGCCCGCGUGUGCAGUCCAUGUCUGAAGCGGCAGCCGCGGCGAUGACCGAGUUCUUGCGAGACGAGGCAGGGGCGGCGGGCGCAGAGCAAGACCGGAAACGGACGCGCUCGGACGUCCCUGGGAGGCUUACCGCACGUGACUCAGGAGGGGACGCAGGCUUGCGGACAACAUCGCCUUCCAGCCCGGCGACCGCUCGAAGGGCGACCUCGGCCAUCGACAAGUCGGCGGGUGCCCACUCGGAACCGGGGGCCGGGGAGGAGGCACUGCGCACUUGCCUCGCGAUGCUCGAGGCGGGGGGGUUCCUGAGGCUGUGUGAAGGAGGAAAGACGUUCGUCUGCGACGAUAUGAUGCUGAUGGAUCAGGUGUACGCUUCCACCCCCUUCAAGCUUCGCAAGAGCUUACACAAGGAGGCCGCACAGUGGAUCUCCGACAGGCACCGACGGGAUUUCCGCGAUCGGGCAGAUGUCAUGCCCAUGCUGAUCAACCACCUCACGCAAGCUCACGAAGAGGCACGGGCGCAGGCCAUGCUGGCCGUCCUCAAGGUGAUGCUGGCGUUGUGA